Messenger RNA from Rosa rugosa (rugosa rose), 4020 nucleotides. RefSeq lists its product as uncharacterized. Gene Ontology annotation, molecular function: RNA-DNA hybrid ribonuclease activity; nucleic acid binding. The transcript has 2 exons. The record is from RefSeq and is a predicted model, not a curated record. NCBI's taxonomy places the organism in Eukaryota, Viridiplantae, Streptophyta, Magnoliopsida, Rosales, Rosaceae. The coding region runs from base 1 to 4020 and encodes 1339 amino acids.
AUGGAUAUGGAAAUACUUAGCUGGAAUUGCAGUGGGAUCUGCAACGACACGACAACUCGGGCUUUGAAAGAUCUCAUCUCUCAAAACCGGCCUCAGAUCAUCUUUUUAUGUGAAACCAAGAUCAGACGCUUGACUGAUUUUAUUGCACUCCGGUCGGCACUAGGGUUUGCGCACUCAAAGGAGGUUUUGAGUGAUGGUCAGUCCGGCGGGCGGGGGAUGUUCUGGACGGAGGAUGUGCAGGUCCAGGUUGGUACUUUUUCUCCUCACCACAUCGAUAUCAUGAUUGACGGAGGAUUUGGGAACCCUAGAUGGCGCCUUACGAGUUUCUACGGUUUCUCCAGAACAUCCGAAAGUGACCGGUCAUGGAAGCUUUUGCGUGAUCUGAGGGACCUUGACUCUUUGCCGUGGGUUGUCAUAGGAGAUUUCAAUGAGAUCCUUAACAAUGGAGAGAAGAAGGAUGGGCCGCAGUCGACAUGGUGGAACUCGGAAACCCAACUACGUCUUGAUAGAGCAGUGUGUACAGAAUCCUGGUGUGACAUUUUUGGAUUUGCAAGAUUGAAACAUCUUCCUCCUAGCAACUCCGAUCAUGUCCCUAUAUUGCUGCAUGCUAGUACGAUCCAUUUGCCCAUAAGGCCGAGACAUCACAGGUUCAAAUUUGAGUCCUACUGGUUGCAGCAUAGUGAGUGUGAUGAAGUUGUAUCUGGAGCAUGGAGAACUGAUGUGUCGGGUCCACCCAUGUUUCAAGUUGCAAAGAAGAUUAUGCAAUCAAGAUUGUCGUUGGAUAAAUGGCAGAAAAGAACGUUUAAAGGGAGGCAACAACAAAUGUUGGGAAUUAGGGCAAGAAUGGAUGAGCUAAUUGAUGUUACCAUUACUGAACCUAUUCUGGCUGAGAAGAAGUUGUUGAUGGAGAAACUACAAUCUUUACUCUCUCAAGAGGAAACAUUUUGGAAGCAACGGUCCAAAGUCACCUGGCUUAAAGAAGGGGACCGAAAUACCGGUUACUUUCAUAGGAAGGCAGCUAAUAGGAGGAGGAAGAAUACUCUGAAUGGGUUGUUUGAUGAAAUUGGAGAAUGGUGUGAGGAUGACGAAGGCAUGGAGAGCGUUAUAACCUCCUAUUUUUCUUCUAUGUUCACUGCUUCUGAUAUUGAUUUGGCGGCGAUGCAUACAACACUGGAAGUUAUCCAACCGUGUGUGACUCAGGACAUGAAUGAACGGCUGUGUGCUGAAUACUCUUUGGAUGAAGUAAGAGAUGCUCUCUUUCAAAUGUAUCCGACUAAGUCCCCUGGGCCUGAUGGGAUGCCUCCAUUGUUUUUUCAGCAUUACUGGAAUGACAUUGGGGAAGAUGUCGCUGCAGCAGUUCGGAGCUUUUUACAGUCAGGUCAGCUACUUAGGCAAAUAAACUUCACUCACAUUUGUCUAAUUCCAAAGGUAUCCAAUCCUGAACAUAUGUCUGAUUUGAGACCAAUAGCGUUGUGUAACGUUAUAUACAAGAUUUGUUCGAAAGUUAUUGCUAACAGGUUGAAAGUUAUUUUGCCGGAUCUGAUUUCACCUUUUCAAAGUGCCUUUGUUCCCGGCAGAUUGAUCACGGACAAUAUUCUGGUUGCAAAUGAAUUAGCUCAUUUUGUACAUAACAAAAGGGACGGGCAUGAAGGUUGGAUGGCUUUGAAAUUGGAUCUAAGCAAAGCUUAUGACAGAAUGGAAUGGACUUUUCUAAGAAAGGUCAUGGAGCGGUUUGGUUUUGAUUCUGCAUGGAUUGAAAUGGUAAUGCAAUGUGUUUGCUCUGUUAGAUAUUCUUUCUUGCUUCGUGGUAAACCUCGCGGCCUUGUGAUUCCUAGCAGGGGGUUGAGACAAGGAGAUCCUUUGUCUCCUUAUUUAUUUCUUAUUGGGGCCGAAGGAUUUUCUGCUUUGCUCCAACAGAAACAGAAUGCUGGUUUAUUGGCUGGGAUUGAGAUUUGUGAUGCUGCUCCUUCGGUAAGCCAUUUAUUAUUUGCUGAUGACAGCAUGCUCUAUGCUUCUGCCUCGUUGGAAUCUUGUUAUCAAAUACAAGAUGUUAUCGAAACUUAUGGGAGAGCUUCUGGACAAUUGGUGAAUUUUGAUAAAAGCUCGGUGGUCUUUAGUAAAAAUGUAGCAGCACCUAUGCAGGAGGCAGUUGCUAGCUUGUUGGGUGUGAAGGUUGUUGAUUCACAUGAAAAAUAUUUAGGGUUACCUACUUACGUUGGAAGGAAGAAAACAGCUACCUUUCAAUAUAUUAAGGAGAAUCUAGCCAAGAAGGUGGCUAAUUGGCAAGGGAAGUUGUUGAGUGGUGCAGGCCGUGAUAUUUUAAUUAGAGUGGUGGCACAGGCUUUACCCACUUAUGCAAUGAGUGUCUUCCAAUUGACAAAGAAUUUUUGUGAGGAUUUGGAGCAAAUGUGUGCAAGAUUCUGGUGGGGGAGUACUCUUGAUAAAAGAAAAAUCCAUUGGAAAAAGUGGAAGGCCCUCUGUAACCCUAAAGAGGAAGGGGGCUUAGGGUUUCGCAGUUUAUCCGAAUUUAAUACAGCUAUGUUAGCAAAACAAGCUUGGCGAGUGAUUACUAAUCCGGAAUCUUUGUGUGCACGAAUUUUUAAAGCUAGAUACUUCCCACAAACUUCUUUUUGGAAUGUGGAACCCCAUCCCUCUCCAUCCUUCUCUUGGAGAAGCAUAUUUGGCACUCGUGAAUUGUUAAGAAAGGGUACUUACUGGCAGGUUGGUAAGGGAGACACUGUGAAUGUGUGGUCUGAUGCUUGGAUUCCUGGAGUACCGAAUUGUAAGCCUCAAGAAGGUAAUAGUGCAGCAGGAAACAUUACUCUGGUUAAUGAGCUGAUGUGUCAAACUGGUGUGUGGAAUGUUCCUUUGAUUAGAGACAUUUUUCCACUGGCAGAAGCUGCAGCGAUACUAUCAAUCCCUUUGUCUUCAAGGGAGGUGAAUGAUCGAGUGACUUGGAAACUAGAAAAACAUGGUAAGUUUACUGUGAAGACUGCUUAUCGGUUUUCUUUUUCUAUGUCUUCUUCUAGAAAGCCUUUUGAUUUGUCAGUGGGUGUAAAGUUUUGGAAGAAGUUAUGGCAGGUGAAUAUACCUAGUUCUGCUAAGGUACACAUUUGGCGAGUGUGUCAUGAUAUUCUACCUUCAUUGGAGCGACUUGCUUCAAAGAGGGUUGAUUUAGAGUCCAUGCUUUGUCCUUUGUGUUCGUUGGCAGUGGAGUCUACUCUUCACCUUUGUCGAGCCUGUAGUUUCACAAGGCAGUUGCUGCAAAUCAAUGCUGUGGUAUCUCAGGUUUGUUACAACCCCCAUUUUGCUCAUCACAAUCUGUUGGAAUGGUUCUGCGCUUGUGCUAGUGAACUUUCUUUGGGAAGUUUGGGUGAGUUAGUAUAUUUACUAUGGGGUGUUUGGAAAGAACGCAAUUGUCGUGUUUGGGAUGACAAGGCUAGCUCCGUUAAUGAUGUGUUGAUCAGGACAGUUUCUAGGCUACAAGAUUUCAGGUUUCAUGCAAUGAAAUCGAGUAGAACUGGCAGUAGAGGAGUAAGGGUGACCCGCUGGGUAGCUCCUCCAAUAGGUUGGUUUAAGAUUAAUGUUGCUACGAAGACAGGAAGUGGAGGUUUUGUUAUACGGGAUUGGCAGGGUACUAUGCUUGCUGGUGGUGGGAAGCCGUUGGUUGGUUUGAUCUCUCCAGAGCAUGCAGAAGUAGAAGCUUAUAAGCAUGCUGUGAAGUUUGCGGUUGAACAGGCUUUUAUGCCUACUAUGAUUGAAACUGAUUCACUCUUAGUGCAGCAACAGUUGGUAAGUCAUGUUGGGGUCAAUACAUCAGUGUUGGGACGUCUUUAUGAAGACUUGGGGGUUACUCUGGCUGUUAACCCAAAUUUGCAAGUUGUGCAUACCAAAAGGAGUGCAAAUAAGAUGGCUCAUCUUAUGGCAGCUUCUUGCUCCUCAAUUCCAAAUGAGGUUUUUUAUUUUUCUGCACCUUCCUUCUUACAAGCUGCUUUAGCAGCUGAAGCUUAUAAUUUGUAA